Molecule: messenger RNA, 1322 nt
Organism: Nicotiana attenuata
Lineage: Eukaryota; Viridiplantae; Streptophyta; Magnoliopsida; Solanales; Solanaceae
Product: L-aminoadipate-semialdehyde dehydrogenase-phosphopantetheinyl transferase-like
Exons: 5
Coding region: 91-975 (294 amino acids)
Cellular component (GO): cytosol
Molecular function (GO): magnesium ion binding; holo-[acyl-carrier-protein] synthase activity
Source: RefSeq, a predicted model, not a curated record
UGACAAUGAGCCGCCGGGAAAAAUUUUUAGGAAGAGAAGAAACAAGUUACAAUUGUAGACAACAGUUUCUUCUCUCUGAAAAGUCCGGUAAUGGAAUUGGAGAAGGGAGUGCAGAGAUGGGCAGUUGACAUUUCUGAAUGGAACCCUUCUCCCCAUUACUUCUCCUUUGCUAUGUCUUUUCUUCCCCAGCAUGAGCACUCCUCCAUUACCAGGUUUUUUAAAAUAGAAGAUCGAAAACGGGCUCUUGUGAGCAGAUUGUUGCAGUAUGCAGUGGUACAUCAAGUCUUGGGGAUUCCAUAUAAUGAGAUUGUCAUCAGGCGUACUGCUGAGGGGAAACCAUACCUGGAAUGUGACAAACCGAACUUGGAGUUGCCAAAUUUUAACUUCAAUGCAUCACAUCAUGGUGAUUUUGUGGCUAUUGCUUCUGAACCAAUAUGCCUUGUGGGAUUGGAUGUUGUUGCUCAAACCAUUCCUGAGAAAGAAUCAGUAGAAGACUUCAUUCAGAGCUUCUCAUCAUACUUUUCCAGACUGGAAUGGUUUAACAUAUACAAUGCUGGCUCUUCUCGUCAGAUUUUAAGUGAGUUUUAUAGAUAUUGGAGUGUGAAGGAAGCAUUUGUCAAAGCCAUUGGUGAAGGCGUGGGUUACAAAUUGGACACUGUUGAAUUUCAUCACAAAAACUGGGAAAACAUAGUUGUCAAAGCUGAUGGUAAAGAACUGAAAGAUUGGAGAUUUUGGCUUCUUGAAUUGGGGAAAGAUCACGUGGCAUCAAUUGCUAGGUGUCACCCAACAUUUGCCACUACCAGUUACAAGAGAACGUUGAAGCAGACACAAUGUAAUGAUGAGGAAUGCAAUAUGGGGCUUAAUCUUCCAAAUGCAAGCUUCAUUUUCCGCAAGGUAGAAGACCUUUUGCCCUCCAAUGAAGCAGGUAGAGUACCACCAUGUUUAUCGCAAAUUGGUGCUGCGAUAAAGGAUUAAGAAGAGCUCAAAGAUAGCCACUGAUCGAUACAUUGGGUGGUUAAAAUGGCAGACUGAGCUUUGGCUUAGUCACUAACAUAUAUAUAUAUAUGGAAAAGGCCCCUAAAAUAUUUCAAUAAAUACUUGCUCCGUCCCAAUUUAUGUGGCAUUAUUUCCCUUUUAGUCAGUCCCAUAAAGAAUGUCGUUUUUCCUUAUUUAGAAACAAUAUAACUUUACAGUUCCUAUUUAGAUUCCGCCAUGACAAGUGGGACUUGGGUUUUCUGGUGAUUUUGGACUAGAGUUAGAUUCUAUGGCAGAGAAUUGCUAAAUUCAUUAUGCAGGAUUCGAAGUAAAUGCUUUUUUCUGUU